Molecule: messenger RNA, 1161 nt
Organism: Cavia porcellus (domestic guinea pig)
Lineage: Eukaryota; Metazoa; Chordata; Mammalia; Rodentia; Caviidae
Gene: Ddrgk1
Product: DDRGK domain containing 1
Exons: 9
Coding region: 82-1026 (314 amino acids)
Source: RefSeq, a predicted model, not a curated record
GCAGGACCUAUGGGUAGUGGGCGGGGCCUGGGUGAUACGGGCGUGAGGUAGACGCUGUGGUUCAGCCGGGAGAUCUUUAGGAUGUUGGCACUCGUGGUCUACGUGGCCGCGGCGGUUCUGCUUAUUGGCCUUAUUCUCUUCCUCACUCGCACCCGGCGCUGGACGCCAGAAGCUGGUCAAGAGCUACAGCGCAAUGAGGAGGCGCCAGGAGUAGUGUCCCGGGUGGGCCAGUUACGACCUCUGGAGAUGGAACAAAGAGCUGGAGGCAGACCACGCCGCAGGAGGGACCUGGGUAGCCGCCUGCAGGCUCAGCGUCGAACCCAGCGCAUGACUUGGGCAGAAGUGGAUGAGAAUGAGGAAGAAACUGACAUCCCAGCUCAGGAGGAAGAAGGCACUGAGACUCCAGCAGAAACUCAUCCGACAGGGAAAAUCGGAGCCAAGAAACUACGAAAACUAGAAGAGAAACAGGCUCGAAAGGCCCAGCGUGAGGCAGAGGAGGCUGAAAGAGAGGAGCGGAGGCGCCUGGAGUCCCAGCGGGAGGCGGAAUGGAAGAAGGAGGAGGAACGGCUACGCCUGGAGGAGGAACAGAAGGAGGAGGAGGAGAGAAAGGCCCAGGAGGAGCAGGCCCGGCGAGAGCAUGAGGAGUACCUAAAACUGAAGGAGGCCUUUGUGGUGGAGGAGGAGGGUGUGGGCGAGACCAUGACUGAGGAGCAGUCCCACAACUUCCUGACAGAAUUCAUCAACUACAUUAAGCAGUCCAAGGUUGUGCUUUUGGAAGACUUGGCUUCCCAGGUGGGCCUGCGGACUCAGGACACCAUAAAUCGCAUCCAGGACCUGCUGGCUGAGGGGACUCUAACAGGUGUGAUUGACGACCGGGGCAAGUUCAUCUACAUAACCCCAGAGGAACUGGCUGCUGUGGCCAACUUCAUCCGACAGAGGGGCCGAGUGUCUAUCACCGAGCUUGCCCAGGCCAGCAACUCCCUCAUCGCCUGGGGCCAGGAACCCCCAGCCCAGGCCCCAGCUUGACCCCAGCCCUUCCCUCUUGGACUCAGAGCUGGUGUGGCAUUCCUGGGCAUACAUCUUUAUCCCUCCCCACCAUGCUGGGGCAGUGAUGAAAUGUGGCUAGGGAGUUGCAGAUUAAAGGCCUGUGAGCACUGCUGA